GGGCGCGCGGCACCGCUCGCCAGGUCCCAGAGUGCACUGCGGGGAAGAGCGCGUGCGCGCGGCUCCACUGCCGAGCGACCGCGGGAAAAUUCCAAAAAAGUCAAACAAAACAAAAAACCAGUACGGGGCAAAGCCAAACUUGCAAGCCACAGAACCCGGGCGGAGGCGUCCUUUCUGCCACUGCCCAAACUGCUGAAGCAGCUCUGGCUGGCGCAGACCACCCGGUUUAUUCCCUGCUUUUGGUGAUGGAUAUCCUCUAGUAUCUUCUUAAAUGGUGUGUGAAAGAUUUAAUGUGAAGCAUCAACCCAUCAUAGUGCUAGGGACAAUUUUCCUUUUGCAUUCUAGAAGAUGAAGAUGUUAUAGUCUGGAAAUGUGCUCCACACAGAUAACAAAGGUGGAGACAAAGACAGUGAUGAAGAAUAUUUUGAUACCUGGAAGAAUGUGAAGAUCAAUAAAAUGUUAUGUUGCCAAAGCAAAGAAGUAUGGGUAGGAGUCACAUACGUGAACUAAAGAAGAUGAAGGAAUCUGGAAAGAAUUUAUUUCUCAUUCAAUAUCAAAGAUUUGAUGUGUGCCCACUGUUUCCUUCAGUGCUUGGCGGGCUGCUGUGAAGAUACAUCACCUUUUCCCUUUUUCCAAGAUGGCUCAAGAUUCAGUAGGCUUUUCUUCUGAUUACCAAUUUUGGAUGCAGAAACUUUCAUUGUGGGACCAGGCCUCCACUUUGGAAACCCAGAAAGACACCUGCCUUCAUCUGCCUCGAUUUCAGGAAUUCCUGAGGCAGAUGUAUGAAGUCUUGAAAGAGAUGGAUUCAAAUAUGAUCAUUGAAAGAUUUCCCACAAUAGGUCAACUGUUGGCAAAAACUUGUUGGAAUCCUUUUAUUUUAGCAUUUGAUGAAAGCCAAAAAAUUCUACUAUGGUGCUUAUGUUGUCUGAUUAAUAAAGAACCACAGAAUUCUGAAGAACUGAAACUGAACUCCUGGACACGGGGCUUGCUAUCUCAUGUACUGUCAGCGUUCAAAUUUGAUACAAAAGAAGUUGGUCUUUUUAUUCAAGGUCUUGGAUAUGCACCUGCAGAUUACUAUCCUGGUUUGCUUAAAAAUAUGGUUUUAUCGUUAGUGUCUGAACUCCGAGAGAAUCAUCUUAAUGGAUUUAACACUCAAAGGCGAAUGGCUCCUGAAAAGAUAAGGUUCCUGUCGCGAGUUUGUGUACCACUUGUAACUCUGCCAGAUAUCCAACCACUGGUGGAGGCUCUGCUCACCUACCAUGGACAUGAACCUCAGGAAGUGCUCUGGCCUGAAUUCUUUGAUGCUGUGAAUGAGGCCUUCUUGCUGAAGAAGAUUUCUCUCCCCACAUCAGCUGUCAUCUGCCUGUGGCUUCGGCACCUUCCCAGCCUUGAAAAAGCAACACUGCAUCUUUUUGAAAAGCUAAUCUCCAGUGAGAGAAAUUUCCUGAGAAGGAUCGAAUGCUUUUUGAAAGAUUCAUUGCUGCCUGAAGCAGCCUGCUACCCUGCCAUAUUCAGAAUUGUUGAUGAAAUGUUCAGGUAUGCACUCCUGGAAACCGAUGGAGCCCCAGAAGUACUAGCCGCUAUUCAAGUGUUUACAUGGUGCUUUGUGGAAGCUCUGGAAAAACAAAACAAGCAGCUGAAGUUUACACUCAAGACCUACUUUCCUUAUGCUUCUCCAUCUCUUGUUAUGGUGCUGCUUCAACACCCAAAAGAUAUCCCACAAAAACUGUGGCACCAGCCACUGAAACAUAUUUCUGAAAUGCUCAGAGAAAUAGUUGAAGACCAGACUCAUGGGUCCUACGGAGGCCCCUUUGAGUGCUGGUUUUUGUUCAUUCACUUUGGAGGAUGGGCUGACAUCGCGGCUGAGCAGUUAGUGAUGUCAGAAGCUGAACCCCCGGAAGCCCUGCUGUGGCUCUUGGCCUUCAGCCACAGUCCACGUGACAGGAGUCAGCAGCGAGCACAGACCAUGGUAGAGGUAAAGGCAGUGCUCAGCCACCUCAAGAAGCUGCUCAGAAGUCCAACUCUCUCAGCCAGGGAUCUACAGGCAGCAGCUGCAGAGAGCCAAGACAGAGACCCCAGACCACCUUCAUGUCAACAGCUGAUCAGGCACCUCCUCCUGAACUUCCUGCUCUGGGCUCCUGGAGGCCAUGCGAUUGCUCGAGAAGUCAUCACCCUUAUGGCUCCAACCGAUGAGCUAAGCAACGAGAUUGCUGGCUUUCUUGACCAGACCUUGUACAGAUGGGAUCGCCUCUGCCUGGAAGCACCUAGGUCAAGAAAACUGGCCCGAGAGCUCCUGGCUGAGCUGCACGCUCACAUCCAGCAUCGGCCGGCUGCACAUGGAGCUGCCGUGCAUGCAACAGGCUCCCCGAGAUCUCGUGACGAAACAAUGAGACUGAUUCGUCGUGGAACGAGUAGUGAGGAUGAGCCAUAGACAUCUUGUUUAAUCUGCGAGUGAGCAAGCCGGAGAGGGGCAGAGGGAGAGGGAGAGAAUCCCAAGCAGGCACUAUCAGUGCAGAGUCCGACGUGGGGCUCAAACUCAACAAACCAUGAGAUCAUGACCUGAGCUGAGAUCAAGACACCCAGGUGCUCCUCAAGUUUAUUCUUCAUAUGCAUUGAUUGUGUACUCUUUUGUGUGUACAUACUCUUUUGUGUGGGUCGAAUCAGUCAGGACUUUUAUGGCUACUUUGUUAGCGUUAGUAAUCUCUGAGUCUCCUGCAAUUUGAGCUCCUAUUUGAGGUGUGAGUAGCGUUUUGUUGUAUUAGAGGUCGUAGUUUUAGGGGAGUUUCCGUUUCGGUAUAUGGAUCUACCUAAAGAUCUGAAAAAUUCAGGAACUUUUAACUUUUGAGAAAUACUGCAGUUUGAACAGUGCACUGAUAAAAUACUUUAGUCAUGACUACCAGCAUUCUUACUUUCAUAGAAAAAGUCUUCCUCAAAAUGUGUAGUAGUUUUGAUAAAGGAGUUUUAGGCUUCAUUUAGAGUCAAGGAUAUCUCUCCUAUGUUGUUUGCCAUGGAAGCUGUGACCAGCCUCUGUGGGCAUGAAGAAGGGAAUCUGCUUAGUGGCUGUGAAUAGUCCCUAAAGCUUGAUUCCCACCAGGAAUCAAAUUCCCUUGUGGGUGUGCUCCCACUAGAAAUCCAGUCAUGCUGUAUUCCACAGCAAACAAUAUAAACAAGACUGUUACCCACCUCAGACUGUUGAAGCUGCAUUUCUGGAAGGUUCCUUCCUGUCCUGACCUUACCUCAGCCUGUUUGUAGUAUCUUCAGUUCCUUUACAAAGCCUCUAAGUUCUCUCAAGCCUUGGACAUGUGAGUCAGCACCUGACCAGACUAUCUGAUCUGGCAGCCAAGCGGUUCUUGGGUCUCAAGUGAACCUUCAUUGUCUGUGAAGGCUUUCAUGAAGGGAAUAGGAGGCACUGGUUUGUGUACUGAUUUUGUUUUCUCUCCUUGCCCUUUCCCACUAACAAGAGAGAGAAUGCUCCACGGGGGAAACCAAGGAAAAUAGGACUGCUCUGCAAACUGGAGGGGCAGCUGCAAAGCCUCACAGGCAGUCAGGCCCUGGUCAUCACUUUAGAAGGGGUUACCCCAUCAUUCCAUUCACUUCUCUGAGGGGGAGGGAACCUCCCAAAGGGCAGAUGGAGAGGGGCACAGGGCAGAAAGGUGGGAAGCGACACCCUCCACUUGACAACCCCAGAAGACAGACACCUUGUGCUCCCUCCACUCCCGAGCAAGCCCAUACCCAGCUACCAGUAAGGAAACCCAGUCAGGGCAGAGAAAGCCAGGGGCAGGCUGGAAACUCCACCUCCUCAUUCAGUUGCCUUGGAUUUGGGGGGGAAAGUCUGGAGACAUGGGUGUUUUUCAGUUUCAUGAAAGAAGAUCUCGCUAGAAAAGGGCUCUGGUGAGAAUACACAUCAAGGCAGGUGGCAUGAGCGAAGCGAAGGCCCUGUAGGCCACUGAGCCUUGUCCUCCCUCCUCCCGUUGGAGAGCCAGGAGCAUGGAGGCCUACGCCGUGCACUAAGCAGCAGGGCUGAGGCCCAGAGGCUGUAUGUGGGGUUGACUGGACUGGGUUUCUUUCCAGCACAGGGUCUGUGCCAGGCACGUGCCUUUGGCUUCCGCCAGCAGAAUAUCCAGUGAAGAGUGGCUUAAAUAGGCAAGACACCUGAUGGUGUCAGACACACAAAGCCCAGAGAGGUGGCUAAUUCAGCCACUCAACAAUGUCAUGGCUGCAGAUCAGCUUCACUGGAGUUCUGGCUUUUCUCUCCAAGUUCAAGAAAGCUGCCAAGCCCAGGCCUGACAGCCUCCAAGAAGGCUCUCGUGUCUCUGCUCGCAAGCCCACACCAGACCCUCAUGUCAUUGGCAGACCCAGCCGCCGCAGAAUGGGGCUUGCUGCCACCCUGUUGCUAAGAUUUAUCGGGACACUAAUGAGGCUUGAGCUUCAGGGCCUUGCACCACCUGGCCCCUCCCUAGGCCCUGGGAGAGGCCCGGGCAUUGUGCUCCCAUGGUUGUCUGUUUUGUAAAAUCUGUAAAGAAACGUUAACUGCAACUGGCAAAAAUGCCUCCGUGUGCUCCUACUGUCCCCCCUGCCCCUGGGCAGUGUGCACCUUCUGCGAUCCAGCUGAGAGAAGCCAAGUUGGUUCGGCACCACUUCGGGGCACAGUGAAGUUACUGUGGAGGACCAGCUUCCAAGAAUGCCAGCACCAGCCCGACCAGUUCAGCUGGUGCUGGCCCAGGGGCUGUGGCACAGCAGAAGGGUGGCCUGUGCCACCACAGGCCCGCAGGAGCAACAAUGAGGAAGUGUGAAGAGUCCUUCCAAGACCUCUGGCUUGGGUCUGGGGCGAACUUGAUAGAGGUUUUUGGAGACCUGACAACAGCUCUACAAUUCUGUGUUCCCCACAGCAAGCCGGGAAGCUGAGUAGAGCUUUCUAAAGUCUUAGUAAUGAAGUUUUAGGUAAGCGUGCUGGAGAGACUGUGGGAAUGUAUAAAAUCACUGUGCCAACAAGAGGUGAUCAGAGAGGACAGAGCUGCCAAAAACUGGAGAGGAAAGGCAUGACUGGCCACGUAUUAAUGCAAAGGCUGUCACCCACUGGUACUUCAUGGCGUGUGGCAUGUUAGCUCUUUUAAAUCUGUAACUUAUUUUUUCAUUAUAAAUAAAAAGUCACAAUACA
Felis catus (domestic cat) is the source of this 5158-nucleotide messenger RNA. RefSeq names its product FA complementation group C (gene FANCC). Gene Ontology annotation, biological process: cellular response to oxidative stress; nucleotide-excision repair; interstrand cross-link repair. The coding region runs from base 638 to 2431 and encodes 597 amino acids. The record is from RefSeq and is a predicted model, not a curated record. The transcript has 19 exons. NCBI's taxonomy places the organism in Eukaryota, Metazoa, Chordata, Mammalia, Carnivora, Felidae. Gene Ontology annotation, cellular component: Fanconi anaemia nuclear complex.